Messenger RNA from Astyanax mexicanus (Mexican tetra), 7108 nucleotides. RefSeq names its product G patch domain-containing protein 2-like. The transcript has 10 exons. The record is from RefSeq and is a predicted model, not a curated record. NCBI's taxonomy places the organism in Eukaryota, Metazoa, Chordata, Actinopteri, Characiformes, Acestrorhamphidae. The coding region runs from base 95 to 1594 and encodes 499 amino acids.
GGUGGCGGAAGUGACGCCAUGCGCGGGGCGGAAGUCCUUCCCCCGUCUUCAGCUGUGAAAACACAACAGCAGGUUCUGCAGCUGAAUUGCUGAUAUGGAGGAGCUGGUGCAGGACCUGGUGUCGGCACUGGAGCAGACGUCGGAGCAGGCCAAGCUGGAUGAGCUGUGGGAGGAGAUGGUGCUGAGCCCGCUGCAGCAUCGGCGGCAGGUCCGCAGACGAAGGGGGCGCAAGCGACGCUGUGACUUCUCCCUCCACGGGCCGGUGCACGGACGCUGCCUCAGCGAGCCGUCCGAGUCCAGCCUGGACGAGGCCUUCACCAGGGACCACAGGCAGGGUGCUGCAGCCACUGUGGCCAUAUCAGCAGCAGGUGUGGUGCCUGCUAACUACAGUGAUUCAGAUGACACUGUCAUAGCAAAGCGCUGGUCCUCAGCAUCAGUGUCUUUUAGGGCCAGGCAGCACUCCUGGCCAGAGUCGGACUCUUUCACAGAGAACACUCCGGGAAGGCCGCUGCGCAGGCGCCGUAAGGUCAAACGCAUGACCUCAGAUGUGACCGUGAGCCUGCAGCAGAAGCUGAGAGUGUCUGGGUUGGAACGGGGUGAACAAACCCAUCAUCAUCACCAUCACCACCACCAUCAGAGGUCGUAUAAGAAGCAAAGGUUAGGCCGACUGAAAAAGCGCCCCGGGGCCUGGCCGGGGCAGGAUGGAGGCUCUGUUGUGGCCGGAGUGGGAGGCCUGUCUGCAGACUGCUGGAAGGACAAGAUUCUGCGCCAGGCCAAGGAGCAGAGGGAGGCAUCGGACGAAAACAUGUCAGAAUGUGAAACCAGCAGUGUGUGCAGCAGUGACCCCGGGCUUUUCACCAAUGAUGAAGGAAGGCAAGGUGAUGAUGAACAGAGUGACUGGUUCUUUGAAGGCGAGUGUGUGUCGGGAAUGAACGUUCAGGCUUUGCGGUCUAGCAGAGAGUCAGAAACAGCCCCCAGGCCUGCAGGGCUGGACGCUAGGAGAGAGAGGAGUCACUCCGCUACUUUCCUUCAACCUGCCCGACCCAAUCAGAGAGGUUAUCAUGCCCGUCUGAACCGCCUGCCGGGUGUGGCCGCACGCUGCAUUAGAAGAGGCAGAAGGAGGUUACCUGGCAGGGAUAAUAAUAUGACUGUUUUCGUUGACAAAAUGAGGACCUAUCCACAGGACUCCUAUCAGAAAGAGUUUUGGUUACCUUCCUUUGGUAAACGAGACAGAAGUCAGCUGAAGCCUCUGUGUCCGUUGCCCAUGUAUCCAAUUGGCAUGGUUCCAGAGAGCUCUCAUCCCCGCUGCUCAUCAUCCAUGUGCAAAAACAGUAGACAGCCAAAUGUUCAAAUGGGAUUGCUGUGUACAGGAGACAUCAAGAGGAGGAGGAAAACCACGGCUGGUCCCACCACCACUUCAGCAUACCUCCCCUUUCGCAAAGAAGCCAGGCGAGAAGAACCUGACCAAGGCUCUGCGAAAGCUCUUUCCGCUGGAGAAGAAUGUGCUGUCCCCCUGCCCUCCACAUCACGGACACAUUGCUUCAUCAAGCCAGGGACUUCAUUCAGCAGCCAUGGGGAACACGAGGAUGACUGACUGCGACGUUAGCACUGGCAGCCCCCCUUUUGGCCACAGAUACUCAGGGUGGAAGACCUACACUAGAACACAGAGUAUAAUAUAUCUGAAUCAGUGCUCCAGGAGCAGUGUACAGGAACAUUGUUUUGGGACGCAAACCUCCUGUGUGAAUCCCCGCCGUGGAUUAAGUCUUUCCAACCAAGCUACCGUCCGUUUGACAGACAAAAAAUGCUAAUGCAAUCAAGCCUGCUAAUCACCUCUGGUCAUUUUCUCAAGGAGGAGGGCUUGUUUAAGAGCUGUGCCCAUUUGUGGGUCAAGAUGUAACCCAAGGCAGCUCUUUUUUUUGUGUUGUUUUUAAGCCUCCAGUCAUCAGCCCACCUACUAACCGCCUUUGCCAUCACGGCAAUAGGAGUAAUCACUGGUUUACUGGUUUUAAUGGUGUGUUAUGUUUUGUGGCUUCCUUUGUCUAUUAGUGAAAUCAGUCUAUAGUAGCUCAUUUUGUGGCAUCACAAAGCUCUGCUACCUCACGCUGGGGCAUGGUUCAAAAGAGCGCCCACCGAAAGUGCGGCUCAAAAACACAGGCCCCCUAUUAGCAUGGAUAUGAAACACUAGAGCGCUCUAAAAACACUCAUUAGCACAACAGAGUGAGUGUGUGUUUCUGCACCCUCCAGGGCCUCCACCCCCCCGCUUUACCCUGCAGAUUCAAAUGUUCACACAUGAAAGUUUCGGCAGCCCAGUGCUUGUUCAGUCGUGCAUUUUAAUUGUAAAGUAGUAGUGUGCAUUUUAAUUGUAAAGAAGUAGUAUGGCAAAGCCGGACAGGACAGUGGUCUGGUCUUAAUGUAUGCUAGCUAGAAUAGGCUAGUUUGAUUUACUAUUAUACAUAAUGUUACUUAGCAUUAGCAUGUGAGUUUGUGUAGUUUAGUCGUGAGCAUGGAGUUACUGUACGUGUUUUAUGGUCGAUCUGAGAAGCCUUAACGUGAAUCCAGUUGUGUAGUAGAACCCAUAGCACUUAGCAGGCAUGCACUUAACAGGUGUUAAUGUUUUACAGAUAUACCACAGAUACUAGAAUAUUUAAUCAGGCACGGGGUGCUUUUUGCUGGUGUUGACAUUUAUAAACGGACCAGAGUCCAGAGUGGACCUGCAGACAUCUGUAGUAAAAGCAUCGUGUCCCGUUCCUGCUGCGCUUUCCAUCUCUAUGACCAGCUGCCUUUGUGAUGUGGAGGAAUUGACAGAUAGGUUGGUAUAUUUUCUUAUCACGUUUUGUCAAUCGUCAAAGCGAUUGCCUCACCUGCCUCCGGCUGUAAUUAGUUGUUACCAUGACAACAUCACUCGAUGAGUCCCUCCCCCCGUUAGCCCGUUUGGCCCGAAAUGAGUUUUGUCGGCGGGGCAGGAAGUGAGAGCAGAGGGAAGACGCGCGUGCUUGCGCCCAGUCAAUCGCCUCAGCUACAGUUAAGGAAUCCAGUGUGUUGAUGCUGCUCAUAUUUCAUCCUUGGUAAAGAUUACCUGUCAACCCCAGAGGAGAUGUAUUGAUCUGUUUUCCUUUUUUUCUGCCAGCAAUCACCUGACAAAGGCACCUAGGAGUGUGGGAGUGAGUGAUGCCCGUUCAUCUCCACCCCAGUGUGGCGGUUUGGGGGGCUUCCAGUGACCACUCGCACUGGAAGAUAAUGCCAUCAUAAACUCUACAUGAACUCGCACAUCCAGUCAAGUCAGGACCAACAAAACCAUUCUAGGGAUCAAUUCUCUAUUCUAGACCCCAUUUCGUACUAAAAUACAGCUCAGUAGUGGGUCACAGUCAUGUAAAAUUGACCAACUGUAUAUAUAUAUAUAUGUAUAUAUAUAUAUAUAUAUGCACAGAUUUAACCCUCCUAAGACCACAGUUAUUGCUUUUGUUUCACUAUUUUGAUCAAGGAUACGUACGAUAAUGUACAGAUAAAGAUUAAUUUGGAAUAACCACGAUUUAUGAGCUGAUUACUAAUUAAAUGAAGAGUUCUGACAUAUAACAUGCAAACAGAUGUACUGUCCAUGUCUUCUAGUAAACACAAUGAGUAAACAUUAACAGUGCAGGCUAGAAAAAGUAAGUGAGGUUACAUUUUUAAAGCAUUUUUUCCCAUUAACACCAUCCCUGUUCAGUGUUUUACUAAUAAUGCUUGGCAAACCCUGAUAUAAAACCCACAAACCUGUUAUCAAUCACCCAGUGCUGUAACUGUACUGAGCCACCACUUCCCUGCUCUUUCACCAACCAAUAUUUCCUGAGAAGAACAGAUUUGUCAGUAUCCUGACUUUGUUCACUUUGUUUUUUAUUGGCUGAAUCGCCUGUAAUACCAACACUAAUGCAAAAUCUCAUCUCCUUUUGCCAGUUAGUUUUUAGAGAAAUCACUAACUCAGAGCUUCACUUACUUUUUCAAGCUCAAAAAGUCAUGAACAGUGCAUCAUUGGAGUAUCUUAUUAGUUUAAUAACUAAUUAAAGGCACAUUUUAUUAGUAACUGGUGCAGAAAUCCAGGUAAUUCUACAGAUUACACUUACUUUUUCUAGCCUGCAAUGCUACUUUAGUUUUAAAUCUGCAUCAGCAGGUUUGAGUCUGCUGUCUGACUUACGUGGUGGUAGUGAUUGACAGUUUACAAUAUUCUCUUUCAGCAGAGUGUCUCUGCUAAAUAAUUAAUAUUUAAUUACACUAAGCUUUUACCAGCAUUUACAUCAGCAGUAACUGUGACUUCUAAGGGUUAAUGGCAUGAUCAGAGAAGUUAACUUGCAUCAGGGUAAGGAUAAAAUACAAUAAAAAAAACUCCCUUAUUAUAUGUUAUAUAUUAUAAUGUUACUUAGUUGUAGAUCAUGGACCCUAUAUAGAUGGUACUAUACAGUAUUUAAUCCAGGUGAAGACUACGCCCUCUUUUUGUGCACUGAGAACAUUAUGCAUUACAAAACCCUUACUGCUGCAUGCUAAACAUGAUGAGAGGUUAGUGUGUUGACUUGUGCGUAUUCCCUGGCAGCUUCAUAUCAUUGUUUCCUCUUUAAAUGUUAAGAAAAUAAUAACCAGUUUAAGGUGGCUUGAAUUGCACGUGAUGUAUACAGUUUUAUCUACUGGGUUAACUCUUGGCUAAAUACGCUAUAAUACCUGUGAAUUUAUUAGUUGCACCUAACUUUUAUACAGAUAUUGACAGUUUAUCGGGUACAUCUACCCAUUAGUUUAACAGUACACUGUUAAAAAUUAAAGUGCUACAAAUGAUUCUUUAAGCUGUGCCAUAAAAUAACUGGUAAAGAACCUUAUUUUUCAUAUUACACCCACAAACCUAAAUGUUUGUUAGAUUGUGAUUUAAUGUGAUGGACCAACACAAAGUAGUAAGUAAAUGUGAAGUGAAAAGUGAAAAAAAUAUAUGAAUUAAAUUAAAUUGCAUUUGUAUUUAGUCCCCUGGGUCAAUAUUUCGUAGGACCCACUUUUGCUGCAAUUACAGCUGCAUGUCUUGUAGGGUCUGUCUACCAGCUUUUCACUUGUAAAGGCUGAAUUUUUUCCCAUUCUUCUUUGCAAAAUAAAAAAAAAAACAGCCCCAUAGGAUGAUGCUGCCACCACCAUGUUUCAAGAUAUGUAUUAUAUUGGGUGAUAUGCUGUGUUAGUUGUCCCACCAUACUGCGCAUUUAGUUCAAAAAGACAAGAGCACCUUCUUUGCUGUAUCCCCUAUAUGGUUUGUGGAAAAUGGCAAACAGGGCUUCACUUUUCUUUGCCAUUGGUUGUUUUUCAUGAUGCUGUUUGAUCACUAAUGUUCUCUAAUAAACCUCUGAGGUCUUCAGUGAACAGCUCAGUUAUGCUGAGAAUAAAUUACACACAGUGAUCUCUGAAGGCAGUUGGUCAUACUAGAUUUUAUUUAGGGGUAUUAGAGUACUGGGGGCUGAGUACACAAGCACACCGCAGGUCACAGGUUCCAGAUUUUAUUUUUUAAAUGUUUUGAAAAUUAUAUAUACUUUUGCUAUUUUGUGUUGGUCUAUCACAAAAAAAUAAUUAAGUUUGUGGAUGUAAUAUAAAAAAUCAAUUGUGAAAAGUGGGUAUGAAUACUUUUUUAAGGCACUGUAAAUGGUUUUCCACAUACAUAUGCCAUAAUUUAAAGUAGCCCAUUCAUUUUAAAUGUGUUGAUGCAUUUUGUAGGUAUGCAGUUACAGACUGUAGCUCAUCAGUUGCUGGACAUUAUGCCAGCACCUCUCGAUGGCCAAUCAUUGCAAUAGGUGGGACCACCUUAGAACAACCAAGGGGAUAUUUCCACCAAGGGUUGUCCCAAAAGUAUUAUUUUUUUUCCAUUUCAGCACUGAUACUUAGUAUACUAGUGCAUCUCAAAAAAAAUAGAAUAUCAUUGUAAAGUAACUUCAUUUCACCAGCAGAUGAAAUGUCUCUCCAACCCAUCACUGACUGUGGAAACGUCACACUAGACUUCAAGCAGUUUGGACUGUGUGUCUCUCCACUCUUCCUCCAGACUCUGCUUCCUUGAUUUACAAAUAAAAUGUAAAAUGUACUGAUGAUCAGUGAUGGUUUGGAGAGACAUGUCAUCUGCUGGUGUUGGUCCAUUGUGUUAUAUGAGGUCCAAAGUCAGUACAGUGUUUUCCCCAAAAAUCUUAGAGCAAUUUAUGCUUCCCUCUGCUGACAUUUUUUAAGGAGAUGCAGAUUUCAUUUUCCAGCAGGACUUGGCACACUGCCAAAAUUAUAUAAAAUUCAAAUUUUCUGAGAUAGUGUUUUUUGGGUUUGAAUGUUUGAGGGUCAGUGGUGAUUCAACAGUUGUUUUAGUGUAGGCCCAGCCUUAGUCUGGACCUAGGAAAUGUUCAAGUACUAUGUCCAAGUGUGCACUCCUUACUCUUUAGUGAUUGCUAAAUUUAGAAUAAUCUGGCCACCAAAAAUGUCCAGUAAAAAUAAUACAAAUGAUCUAUAUAAAACAGUGAGCAGCAGUCUCUAACUGUAAGCCCAACAGGUGCACCAAUAAGAUAAAUAAUAAAAUAAGUGUCUGAGCAACAUGAUUAGUAAACUCCAACUCAACUAAACAAUAGAAGUUCCUGUUUUGAUGCACAAUCAGAAAGCUGUGUGUUGCACUGACCCAAAACAUCUACACAAUCAGCUGGGGCAGCUAUUUUAUAAGGUACUGAAUAUCUGAAUGUCAGUAUUCUACAAUAUGUCAUAACAUGUAAGUACAGUGUAUGUGUAAUAAUGGAUGUGAAAGCAUGCAAAUUCAGAGUACAUGUCAGCACAUAUCAGUAAGAAUCUGUCGGUAGAUUUAGAACUCUUGUCAUUAUAAGCUUGAGAUAAGUAUCCCAAAUCUGUGAGACAUGACUUUAAUAACUACUAAAAAUGGACAUGUUCAGAACAUUAUAUAACCAGAAAGUAUUAUCGCGCACAGUGUGGAAUAUGGCUUGCUCAUCAUCUGUCACUUAUCUUUCAGUUUGGCUGUUGGAAAAGACCUUAUAAUGGUGGUCAGUGUUUGUAUGCCCAUUCUGCUUCUCAUUUCUGGCCAAUAAUGUGAUGGAUAUGAAGUAAUGAUAAAUAAAUCAUUAAUGAAGGAUGA